This is a messenger RNA of Colletotrichum spaethianum, 987 nucleotides long. RefSeq names its product D/L-glyceraldehyde reductase. The coding region runs from base 1 to 987 and encodes 328 amino acids. The transcript is spliced from 4 exons. The record is from RefSeq and is a predicted model, not a curated record. NCBI's taxonomy places the organism in Eukaryota, Fungi, Ascomycota, Sordariomycetes, Glomerellales, Glomerellaceae. Gene Ontology annotation, molecular function: aldose reductase (NADPH) activity. Gene Ontology annotation, cellular component: cytosol.
AUGUCUUUCGGAAACAAGGCCAAGCUUCACACCGGUGCUGAGAUCCCCACUCUGGGUUACGGCACCUGGCAGUCUGCCCCCGGCGAAGUCUCCGUCGGCGUCUACGAGGCCCUCAAGGCCGGCUACCGCCACCUCGACCUGGCCAAGAUCUACCAGAACCAGCCCGAGGUUGCCCAGGGCAUCAAGAAGGCCCUCGCCGAGAUCCCCGGCCUCAAGCGUGAGGACAUUUGGAUCACCUCCAAGCUGUGGAACAACAACCACCGCCCCGAGAACGUCGAGGCCGCCCUCGACGAGACCCUCAAGGAGCUCGAGCUUGACUACCUCGACCUCUACCUCAUCCACUGGCCCGUUGCCUUCAAGAAGGAUGGCGACAAGCUCUUCCCCCUCGCCCAGGAGAACGAGGUCGACCUCGACCAGGGCGUCUCCCUCGUCGACACCUGGAAGGCCUUGAUCAACCUCCCCAAGUCCAAGGUCAAGAACAUUGGUGUCUCCAACUUCACCAUUGAGGACCUCGAGACCGUCAUCGACGCCACCGGCGUCGUCCCUGCCGUCAACCAGAUCGAGCGUCACCCUCUCCUCCAGCAGAACGACACCCUGAUCAAGUACGCCAAGGAGAAGAACAUCCACAUCACCGCCUACUCUCCCCAGGCCUUCGGCAACAACAGCGUGGGUGCCCCUCUCCUCAUCGAGAACGACACCGUCAAGAAGAUCGCCGAGCGCUUGAACGCCACCCCCGCCCAGGUCAUCCUCGCCUGGUCCCAGGUCGGCGGCCACUCCGUCAUCCCCAAGUCCGUCACCCCGAGCCGCAUCCACUCCAACUUCCAGGAGGUUAAGAUCUCGGACGAGGACAUCGCUGCCAUCAACGAGAUCGGCAAGCAGCCCCGCCGCUACAACGUCCCUAUCACCUACAAGCCCCGCUGGAACAUCAACAUCUGGGACGAGGAGGUGGAGAAGCAGGCCACCAACAAAGUUGUCCGCAAGCUUUAA